AGUCAGAGGAUCCCGUUCCACACGAUGACUCUAUCCCGCUCCUCCUGAUCCCGGGAUGUCCUUGCCGAGACCUCGCCGUCGGCCGCUAUGACUUCCACCUCCUCCUGGUUCUCCGGCAUCACUCGCGCCGUAUCCGGCAAUCCCACCUCCUCCUCAGCCAUGCCUCCCGCCGGUGGCGUCGCUUCUGCCCCCGCCUCCCCCCCCGACGCUCCCGCCGCCGUGGGCGGCAAGGGUGGCGUUGUUGCCUCUGUAGCCACCGCAGGCGCAGGCGCGCGCAAGAAGCAGCUCCAGGGCUCUCUGUUCAAGUAUGGGCCCAAGUCCGCUCAGGUUGCAUUCCGAACGGGUGAUUUUAACCAUCAGGUGAUAUUCAUUGGUGGUUUGACAGAUGGUCUCUUAGCAACUGACUACUUGGAACCACUGUCAGUUGCAUUGGAGGUUGAGAAAUGGUCACUUGUCCAACCAUUACUUUCUUCAUCCUAUAUUGGAUACGGAAUUUCCAGCUUGGAGCAAGACGCAUUGGAACUUGAUCAGCUCAUUAGCUACUUGAUAAAUAAAGAAAAUUCUGAAGGAGUAAUAUUGCUCGGUCACAGCACUGGUUGCCAGGAUAUCGUGCAUUACAUGCGGACAAACUUUGCAUGUUCAAAAGCUGUUUCCGGGGUAAUUUUGCAGGCCCCAGUAAGUGACAGGGAGUAUAGGGCAACUCUUCCAGAAACAGCAGAAAUGAUAGACCUGGCAGCGAAAAUGAUCAGUGAGGGCCGUGGAAUGGAUUUAAUGCCGAGAGAAGCAAAUUCAGAUGCUCCAAUUACUGCAUACAGGUUCCACUCCCUUUGCGCAUACAUGGGUGAUGAUGACAUGUUCAGUUCUGAUCUUAGCGAAGACCAGCUGAGGCAGAGACUUGGUCAUAUGUCAAUCACUCAGUGCCAGGUUAUUUUCUCAAUGGGGGAUGAGUAUGUCCCAGAAUAUGUCGAUAAGGAGGCACUCAUAGACAGACUAUGUUGGGCACUCGGAGGUGCAGAGAAAGUUCAAAUAGAAUGGGGAGACCAUGCCCUCUCCAACAGGGUGCAAGAGGCAGUUCGGGCCAUUUUAGAUUUUGUUAAGAGGGAGGGGCCCAAAGGAUGGGACGAUCCAUGGAGCUAGAAAUAGCAAGUCAUAUGCAACUAGUCGAUCUUUAUCCCGUAAAAUAUAUUUUUUGCAGUUUUUUCUGAUUUAUUCACAUGGUCCAGUGUUCUGUGUAUAAUAUUCUGAUUAAUUUAAUUUUAUCACCUCAA
This is a messenger RNA of Lolium rigidum, 1268 nucleotides long. Its product is annotated as UPF0613 protein PB24D3.06c. The transcript has 9 exons. The record is from RefSeq and is a predicted model, not a curated record. Bases 88 to 1137 code for a protein of 349 amino acids. NCBI's taxonomy places the organism in Eukaryota, Viridiplantae, Streptophyta, Magnoliopsida, Poales, Poaceae.